GCGGUUGGCGGACUUGGGCUGGCCUGUGGGGAAACGAAACUGAGGUAGCGGGCAGCGGCUCUGGCAGAGGCGGGGCUAGGCCCGGUGGAGGCGGCGACAGCGGCGGCCUGAAUCCCCCUCUCUGCUCCCAGGCAGUUCGCCCAGUCCCCUCAGCUGACAAUGAAGAGGAGAAAUGAUCCAGAAUGUACUGCCCCUAUCAAGAAACAGAAGAAAAGAGUUGCAGAGCUUGGUCUGAACCUCAGCUCUACAUCAGAUGAUGAACCUCCUUCCUCUGUCAAUCAUGCAGUCAAAGUAUCUACCACAAGCCUCAGUGGGUCUGACAGUGAAACUGAGGGGAAGCAACGCAGCUCUGACUCUUUUGAUGAUGCAUUCAAAGCAGACUCCUUGGUGGAGGGAACUUCUUCUCGAUAUUCCAUGUACAAUAGUGUCUCUCAGAAGCUUAUGGCCAAGAUGGGCUUCAAGGAAGGUGAAGGAUUGGGUAAAUACAGUCAAGGACGGAAAGACAUCGUUGAGGCCUCUAAUCAGAAAGGUCGAAGAGGUUUGGGUUUGACAUUGAAAGGUUUUGACCAAGAACUGAAUGUGGAUUGGCGAGAUGAGCCUGAGCCCAGUGCCUGUGAGCAGGUGUCAUGGUUCCCAGAAUGUACCACUGAAAUUCCUGACACCCAGGAGAUGAGCGAUUGGAUGGUUGUGGGAAAGAGGAAAAUGAUCAUUGAAGAUGAGACAGAUUUUUGUGGGGAAGAGCUUCUUCAUAGCAUGUUGCAGUGUAAGACUGUAUUUGACGUUUUGGAUGGGGAGGAGAUGCGACGAGCUCGAACUCGGGCCAAUCCCUACGAGACAAUCCGGGGAGUCUUCUUCUUAAAUAGGGCAGCAAUGAAGAUGGCUAACAUGGAUUUUGUGUUUGAUCACAUGUUUACAAAUCCACGAGAUUCUUAUGGGAGACCAUUGGUGAAGGACCGGGACGCUGAGCUUCUAUACUUUGCAGAUGUCUGUGCAGGCCCAGGUGGAUUUUCAGAGUAUGUACUUUGGAGGAAGAAGUGGCAUGCCAAGGGAUUUGGAAUGACUCUGAAGGGCCCUAAUGACUUCAAGCUAGAAGACUUCUACUCAGCCUCCAGUGAGCUCUUCGAGCCCUACUAUGGUGAGGGUGGGAUUGAUGGAGAUGGAGAUAUCACCCGCCCGGAGAACAUCACUGCUUUUCGGAACUUUGUCUUGGAUAACACAGAGCGCAAGGGUGUCCACUUUCUAAUGGCUGAUGGGGGUUUCUCAGUAGAGGGGAAGGAGAACCUGCAAGAAAUCCUCAGCAAGCAGCUGCUGCUCUGUCAGUUCCUCAUGGCACUUUCUGUUGUCCGGACAGGAGGCCACUUCCUUUGUAAAACCUUUGACCUGUUCACACCAUUCAGUGUGGGGCUCGUCUACUUGCUGUACUGCUGCUUUGAACGAGUAUGUCUCUUUAAGCCAAUUACUAGUCGUCCAGCUAACUCAGAAAGGUAUGUGGUAUGCAAAGGCCUGAAAGUGGGCAUAGAUGAUGUGCGGGAGUUCCUGUUCUCUGUGAAUAUUAAACUCAACCAGCUGCGAAACAGUGAUUCUGAUGUCAACCUUGUGGUCCCUUUAGCAGUGAUAAAGGGAGACCAUGAAUUUACUGACUACAUGAUACGGUCCAACGAGAGCCACUGUAGUCUUCAGAUUAAAGCUCUGGCCAAAAUCCAUGCCUUUGUUCAAGACACAACCCUAAGUGAGCCUCGGCAGGCAGAGAUCCGGAAAGAGUGCCUCCGACUUUGGGGGAUCCCGGACCAGGCUCGAGUUGCCCCUUCUUCCUCAGACCCUAAAUCUAAAUUCUUUGAGCUAAUCCAGGGCACUGAUAUUGACAUCUUCAGCUAUAAGCCCACGCUACUUACCUCCAAAACUCUGGAGAAGAUCCGCCCAGUGUUCGACUAUCGUUGCAUGGUGUCUGGCAGCGAGCAGAAAUUUCUCAUUGGCCUGGGGAAGUCCCAGAUCUACACGUGGGAUGGCCGCCAGUCAGACCGCUGGGUCAAGCUGGAUCUGAAGACAGAGCUACCCCGGGACACUCUGCUGUCUGUGGAGAUUGUCCAUGAGCUGAAAGGGGAGGGGAAGGCCCAGCGGAAGAUCAGUGCGAUCCAUAUCCUGGAUGUCCUCGUGCUCAAUGGCAACGAUGUGCGGGAGCAGCACUUUAACCAACGGAUUCAGCUUGCUGAGAAAUUUGUGAAAGCUGUUUCCAAGCCGAGUCGGCCUGACAUGAAUCCAAUCAGGGUAAAGGAAGUAUACAGGUUGGAAGAGAUGGAGAAGAUCUUUGUCAGGUUAGAAAUGAAGAUCAUCAAGGGCUCCAGCGGGACACCGAGGCUGAGCUACACAGGGCGGGACGACCGGCACUUUGUGCCCACUGGCCUCUACAUCGUCAGGACAGUGAAUGAGCCAUGGACUAUGGCAUUCAGCAAAAGAGUGAAGAGGAAGUUCUUUUACAAUAAGAAGACCAAGGCAUCUACUUUUAACCUCCCUGCAGACUCCAUCGCCCCAUUUCACAUCUGCUACUAUGGUCGGCUCUUCUGGGAGUGGGGGGAUGGCAUUCGUGUGCACGACUCUCAGAAGCCCCAGAACCCAGACAAGUUGUCCAAGGAGGAUGUCCUGUCCUUCAUCCAGACGCACAGCGCCUGAAAGUGUGGGGAUGCCACCCUGCUGAAUGCCCCGUGGUUCCUAGUCAAGGUGUUCUGUCUGGGGCCCCCACCACUGGAUCCUUCGCCUUCUUGGAAAGGGGCUGGGGAGUGUGGCCACCUGAGCUUACCCACUGGUCUUCUUUCCAUAUCGUCUGAAGAGCUCAGUCAGAGACAAAUGUUCUUUCUGGGAUGCCUUUGGACUUUUCCUCCCUGGAGAGCUGCUGGGAACUCUCUUCCUUGCCAGGACACAGGCUGGAGGACACUACUCCUGCAGCAAGUUUGAGGUCACAGUCCAGGGCACGUGGGGCCAGUAGAGGUGUCAGAGAGCAGCAGGACUUAGGGUUCUGUUGUUCUCUCCUGUAUCCUGUAGACUCACUUUUCUGAGUUCCGUGCACUGCCCUGGGGGCGGCCAUGCCUCUGCUUUGCCCAUCUUUUUAUUGGGCCAGUCCUGAGUGGGUGGAGGCCCACUGUCCUGAGCUAGCCAGGAGCAGCUGCUGUACAAAUCAAGGUUUUGUUCCUUUGAUCUUGCUCUGUUUUCAUGCCAAGUUGGAGAUCUUGUCUCCACCACUAACCCUGUCCUGAUCCUCCCUGGAGUUCUUGCCAGCCCAGACCUCUGACAGUCCCGCAGGCCGGGAGGGGAGGUGUGUGGGCCUGACAUCCCUGAAGCCACAUCAGGGUGCAGUGGAUGUGACUGCAUCUUGGGAUUUCAGAGCCUCCCAUAUUCUUUUGAUCUGAACCUUGGAAAGCUCUAGAAGGGGGAGAAGCAGCCUUGAAAACCUGACUUUUUCUAUGUCCUAGCAAAAGGAACCCCACUGGAACAGAGUACUUCUAGGCUCGUGUCAUACUUGGCCUUGGGCAGUCGUGGCACCAGUUUGCCACAGCACCUCGCUACCCUUAUCACCACCACCACCACCACCCUCCUUUGUUUUUUCUUUUCCAGUAGGAGUUAACAGUCAUUUUUAUUUGUCCUUUUGUGGUCACUCCAUUUCCUCUUUGGCAGAGGGGGAGGAGGGUAAGCUGGGCAGUAGUUUUGGGUGGGGGAGGGUACCUGUGGUUGUUUUUAAAUGGGAAAUACUCUCAGAUACUUACAUGGACUCCCAAGGGCCCCAUCCCAGUACCAGACUGGUUUCCAUGGAGAUAGGAUGCCAAGGCUCUCAGUGAUGUUGGAAUUGCCGCCAUUGCGGGGUCUCUAGACAGCAUCAAGCCCUUCUCCCUCCACCUAGGUUUUCAGCAGCAGUGCUGAGAUGCUGUGUUUCCACCCAAUUCUGGGUAUAUCAGUGUGUCUUGCAGAAUCUUGGAUCAUUAAAGAGAAACAUAUUUUUAA
Erinaceus europaeus (western European hedgehog) is the source of this 3990-nucleotide messenger RNA. It is a transcript of the gene CMTR1, whose product is annotated as cap methyltransferase 1. Gene Ontology annotation, biological process: 7-methylguanosine mRNA capping. The transcript has 24 exons. The record is from RefSeq and is a predicted model, not a curated record. Gene Ontology annotation, cellular component: cytoplasm; nucleus. Gene Ontology annotation, molecular function: protein binding; nucleic acid binding; methyltransferase cap1 activity. The coding region runs from base 160 to 2667 and encodes 835 amino acids. Lineage: Eukaryota; Metazoa; Chordata; Mammalia; Eulipotyphla; Erinaceidae.